Messenger RNA from Manihot esculenta (cassava), 822 nucleotides. Its product is annotated as secoisolariciresinol dehydrogenase. The coding region runs from base 1 to 822 and encodes 273 amino acids. The record is from RefSeq and is a predicted model, not a curated record. Lineage: Eukaryota; Viridiplantae; Streptophyta; Magnoliopsida; Malpighiales; Euphorbiaceae. Gene Ontology annotation, molecular function: oxidoreductase activity. The transcript is spliced from 2 exons.
AUGGCAGGCAGCUGUCUUCUCCCAGCUGUUGCUCGAAGGUUGGAAGGGAAGGUAGCUUUGAUCACUGGAGGGGCUACUGGUAUUGGCGAGUGUAUAGCCAGGAGCUUUUGCAAACAUGGAGCUAAAGUAAUAAUCGCUGAUAUCCAAGACAAUUUAGGUGAAUCGGUGUGCAGAGAACUCGGAGCCAAUUUGGCUGUAUUCGUGCAUUGUGAUGUAACAAUAGAAUCUGAUGUUGAAGAGGCAGUAGACAUCGCAAUCUCCACAUUUGGAAAGCUCGACAUAAUGGUGAACAAUGCAGCUGCAAUUGAUCCAUGGAAACCUAGCAUUGUCAACAAUGACAUAGCCGAUUUUGAGCGAGUGGUGAAAGUUAACCUGAUAGGAGUUUUCCUGGGAACCAAACAUGCUGCUCGAGUGAUGAUUCCUUCUCGCAAAGGUAGCAUAAUUACAAUAGGAAGCGUUUGUUCUAGCAUAGGUGGGGUUGCUACUCACGCAUACACCAGCACAAAACAUGCUACUGUGCGUCUUGCAAAGAAUGUUGCCGCAGAACUUGGUCAAUUUGGGAUUCGAGUGAAUUGUUUGUCACCUUACUUCAUUGCAACGCCAUCGGCGAAGAACUUCUUCAAAAUGGAUGAGGAUGGAGUCUGUAGAGGUACUGUAUACUCAAAUCUUGAAGGGGUUAAACUUGAAAAAGAAGAUGUAGCUGAAGCUGCGAUUUAUUUAGGGAGCGAUGAGUCUAAAUAUGUAAGCGGGCAUAAUUUAGCUUUGGAUGGAGGUUUUACCACCAUUAAUCCAGCUUUUGGCGUGUUCUCUCGCUCAAUAUAA